AUGAAGCGCGUAAAGUGUGUUCUUAUUGGUGAUGGGGGUGUAGGGAAGACUUCGCUUGCGACUAGGUUCGCGCUGGGCGAGUUUCCGGACUCGUACCUGCCGACUACCUUUGACUCGCACACUGCGGUGCGUCGGCUUGGCACCGGUGCGCUGGUGGAGAUCAACAUCUGGGACUGCGCUGGUCAAAAAGAGUUCGACGAAGUGCGACAAUACGUUUAUCAUCCCGGUUUGGAUGUGUUUAUUUUAUGCUUUUCCCUUGUGGACCGUCGCACGUUCGAGCACUGCGCGCAGCGAUGGCUCGCUGAGAUGCGCGACUUUGACCCAGAGGUGCCGUUCGUCUUGAUCGGAACCAAAGCGGAUCUCCGAGAUCAAUCUGUUUUGCAGGGCUCUUCGGCGAUCGCUCGCAUUGUGCUGACUGAAGAAGGUGUUCGUUUUGCACGACGAAUAGGUGCCGCUGCGUACGUGGAAGUCUCUUCUCGCACGGGAACGAACGUCGAGCGCGCAUUCCGCGCUGCCGCCAAAGCAGCGCUCUCUACGAGUCAUGAGGAAUCCUUUGGCGACAGCGAUGAGCCUUUGGCGAGUGCAAACGGCAAGUUGCAAGGUAAACGAGAGCGAAAUGAGGCUGCCGCCUCCGAUCAAGGUGGCUGUUGCGGGUGCUGCGUGCAGUGA
This is a messenger RNA of Cyanidioschyzon merolae strain 10D, 669 nucleotides long. Its product is annotated as Small GTP-binding protein of Rho family. The record is from RefSeq and is a predicted model, not a curated record. Bases 1 to 669 code for a protein of 222 amino acids. The transcript has a single exon. Gene Ontology annotation, molecular function: GTP binding; GTPase activity. Gene Ontology annotation, biological process: small GTPase-mediated signal transduction. Lineage: Eukaryota; Rhodophyta; Bangiophyceae; Cyanidiales; Cyanidiaceae.